AUUGAGCUUACAAGCCAUAUUGUCUUACACCGGGGAUAAUCGGAUUGUCACCUCCGCCAAGGAGGUUAUGUUUACACCAGUUUGUUCAUGGGUUGGUUUGUUUGCUGGAGGGCUUUAGGAUGUGAUAUUGGUCAGAGAAGAACCCAUUACAUUUUUUAUUGGCUAUCCAGGAAUGCACUCUAUUAAGUGCCAUUCUAGAUUCUUAUAUUAAAAAGACUGACUUUUGAGAACCAACUCACAAAUCUGAACUGCCAGACCAUCUGUAAAUAUUCAUGUGUGUUAUGAAGACUGAAGAAAUAUCCCGUCCCAAAUGCAGCUGGUAGUCAAUGGGCUGAAACAUAUACAACUCCUAAGCAACACAAAACAUUUAAACUAUUUGUAGCACUAAUUCAAGGCUAAUAAACCGAGUAAUGAUCAAAUGUGUCCUUCUGUUCUUUGCCUCAUGUGACUGUAAAAAGAACCAACUUUAUUUUGAGGCAUGUCAAAAGGAUGUGAGUUCUACCAUAACAAAGAAACUCUAGCUGGAGCCAUUGUUCUCUGGAUGUGGAAGGAAGUAGCUCAAGAAUAUUCCCCGGUGGAAAGCCUUUGCUUAGAAAGAGGUCCGGUCAGUUGGCCGCUCGUCACAGCCACAGAGGAUCUGUUUCUCCAAAGCUUCUUCAACUUUGGCUUCAUUACUGAUGGAGGUCUCCUGCCUGGAGCUGGCUUUGGAGGGUGAGCGGCUCUGUAAGGUGGGCGACUACAGAGCGGGUGUCUCCUUCUUCGAGGCUGCCAUCCAGGUGGGCACAGAGGACCUGCAGGUGCUCAGCGCCAUCUACAGCCAACUGGGAAAUGCGUACUUCCACCUGCACGACUACGCCAAAGCCCUCGAGUUCCACCGGCAUGACCUCACCCUGACCAGAACCAUCGGGGACCUGCUCGGGGAAGCCAAAGCCAGUGGUAACCUUGGCAACACAUUAAAGGUGUUGGGGCGGUUUGAUGAGGCUGUAGUUUGCUGUCAGAGGCACUUGGACAUAGCCAGAGACAUGAUUGACAAGGUGGGUCAGGCGCGAGCUCUGUAUAAUUUUGGGAACGUUUACCACGCCAAAGGCAAAAGUAUCUGCUGGAGCGGAGCUGAGCCUGGAGAAUUCCCAGAGGAGGUGAUGACCGCACUGAAGCAGGCAGCUGAGUACUACGAGGCCAACUUGGCGAUAGUGAAGGAGCUUGGAGACCGGGCCGCCCAGGGUCGGACGUAUGGGAACCUCGGCAACACACACUAUUUGUUGGGAAACUUCCGCAAAGCUGUGGCUUCUCAUGACCAGCGCUUGCUCAUAGCGAAGGAGUUUGGUGACCGCUCGGCAGAGAGACGCGCUUACUGCAACCUGGGGAACGCCUACAUCUUUUUGGGAGAAUUUGAAGUGGCAGCCGAGCAUUACAAGAGGACACUGCAGCUGGCCAGGCAGUUGAAAGAUCGAGCUGUUGAGGCCCAGGCCUGCUACAGUUUGGGCAACACCUACACCCUUCUCCAGGACUAUGAGAGAGCCAUAGACUACCAUCUCAAACACCUCAUCAUAGCCCAGGACCUCAACGACAGGAUUGGGGAAGGCCGUGCUUGCUGGAGUUUAGGAAAUGCUCACACUGCACUGGGGAACCAUGAUCAGGCCAUGCACUUUGCUGAGAAGCACCUGGAGAUCUGCAAAGAGACUGGAGACAGGAGUGGGGAGCUGACGGCCCGUAUGAAUGUGUCCGACCUCCAGAUGGUUCUGGGUCUGAGCUAUAGCACAAAUAACUCCACCUUCUCAGAGAAUAAAGAUAUAGACUACAACCAGCAUGGAGCGAAACCCAGGAUGAGCAGGAGACACAGCAUGGAGAACCUGGAGCUGAUGAAACUGACUCCAGACAAGCUGAAUAAUCAGAAGUGGAACAGCGACAUCCUGACCAAACCGCCCAAACCCUCAUUGGCUAAGAGCACCGCCAAGCUGUUCUUUGUCAAUCGUCUCCGCGGGAAGAAGUAUAAGGCCGGAGGCUCCAGUAAGGUCCUCCAGGACACCAGCAACACGCUGGACACCAGUCAGACGUCUGCACAGGGACCUCAGAAGCGUCUCAGUCCUGAAAUGCUCGGAGACGAGGGCUUCUUUGACCUGCUGAGCCGUUUCCAGAGCAACCGCAUGGAUGACCAGCGCUGCUCCAUACAGGAUCAGGGCAGCAGGGUGUCGUUGAACAGUGACCCGGAGCAGCCUCCAAGAGCCAUCAGGAAAUCCUCGUCCGAGUCUGCCAACAUCACGGGCGGACAAGGCCGGCGGUUAGAGGAGCCAUCGACAGCGGGGGGGGGCCUGCCCGGCCUCCGGCUCCAUCAGAACAGCAACCAGGCCGUGCUCAACCACUUGAUGGCCAAUGCAGACAACGCUGAGGCUGACGACGACUUCUUCAACAUGCUCGUCAAGUGCCAGGGGUCCCGUUUGGAUGACCAGCGCUGUGCCCCUCCCCCCCCUCCGGUCCGAGGGCCCACCGUACCAGAUGAGGACUUCUUCAGCCUCAUCAUGCGCUCCCAGGCCAAACGGAUGGAUGAGCAGCGCGUCACCCUGCCCUCUGGGCCGAGCGCCAACGCCAGGCCCCCCUCCAACUAAGCACUAAAGGGACAGACAGGCUUUUUUUCUGUAAAUCUCAUGUAGCAGUGGACGAUAUUGUUGGGUGGUCGUUCAGGAGAAAGCCUUGUCUCUCUUUGAAUUUCUCCUUUUGGACAAAACAAAGCACUGUCUUUUAUAUGUAGAAUACAGUAACACAAAUGAGGACUUGUUUUGCACAACUCCACAACAGCAACAAACUCAGUCGUAUCAGGGACACGUGUUGUUUUUUUAUUCCUUGUUUUUCCUUAUUCUGUUCCCCUGCAUAUUUCACUUCACGUGUAUUUUUCAAUACACAACUUCAGUUUGUAUUUAUUGUACUUUUUCUGAUCGUUAUGAUUCUGCUAACUGCCGUCCCACCACUAUAAAGUUAUGUGGUUAUUCUCAGAGUGAACGCUGAGGUAGAGCACUCUAUCCAUGUUUUUUGUUUUGUAUGUGAGGACUUGGUUUUGGUUUUAAAGUUACCGAGGUCAGACAGAAAAUGAACAAAAAAACUAUUUGAACAAGCUAUGAAUUUAACCCGUGUACAGCCCGAACUUUUGUACUAAAUCUUUUGAGUGGGGAUGAAUAAAGCCUCAUUCCUGUAGA
Molecule: messenger RNA, 3188 nt
Organism: Platichthys flesus (European flounder)
Lineage: Eukaryota; Metazoa; Chordata; Actinopteri; Pleuronectiformes; Pleuronectidae
Gene: gpsm2
Product: G protein signaling modulator 2
Exons: 14
Coding region: 678-2603 (641 amino acids)
Molecular function (GO): protein binding; GTPase regulator activity
Source: RefSeq, a predicted model, not a curated record